Dothidotthia symphoricarpi CBS 119687 is the source of this 795-nucleotide messenger RNA. RefSeq lists its product as uncharacterized. The record is from RefSeq and is a predicted model, not a curated record. The transcript is spliced from 15 exons. Lineage: Eukaryota; Fungi; Ascomycota; Dothideomycetes; Pleosporales; Dothidotthiaceae. The coding region runs from base 1 to 795 and encodes 264 amino acids.
AUGUCUAAUAUAGAAAAAGUAGUAAGAGAAAAGAAAGAAGAGGAAGAAGAGGAAGAAGAGGAAGAAAAGGAAAAUAUAAAAGUUAUUAUAGUUAAGAAAGAGGCUAAGGCUAAAGUAGCUACAGAAGUAGCUAUAGUUAAGAAAGAAGUAGCUAUAGAAGUUAUUAUAGAAGUAGCUGUAGUAAAGAAAGAAGUAGCUGCAGAAGUAGCUAUAGAAGUAGCUAUAGUAAAGAAAGAAGUAGCUAUAAAAGUAGCUAUAGAAGUAGCUACUAUUAAGAAAGAAAAGAAAGAGGAGAAAGAGGUUAUAGAGGUUACUACUAAAGUUAUAGAAGUUACUACUAAGGUUACUAUAGUUAAGGCAGAGAUACCUACUAGAAAGCGGUUAGGCUCUAGUAGUUUUAGUAAUUUACUACUACUACCUAUACGCGUAAAGCUGCUAGAUCCUGUAAAGAAACUAAGCCUAUUUAAGAAGAAGCCUACUAGUAAGCUAGAGGAGCCUACUAGUAAGCUAGAAGAGUUAGCUAGUAAACUAGAGAAGUUAGCUAGUAAGCUAGAGAAGUUAGCUAGUAAGCUAGAGGAGUUAGCUAAUAAGCUAGAGAAGUUAGCUAGUAAGCUAGAGAAGUUAGCUAGUAAGCUAAAGAAGUUAGCUAUAACUAUAGUAAACUAUAAAGUGCUACAGCGCCUAUUUCUAGAAAGCUAUACCUCUAAUAUAGAAGAGCUAGGCCUAAGAGAGCUACCUCCUAGCUCUAUACUUAUACAUUUAUAUAACACUAGUAUAGGUUACUACUCUAGCUAG